UUCGUUGAUUCAUUCGCUCGGCGUGUCCAGACGUGCGCGGUGCUCUGCUGUCCACAGACGGGCCACUCUCGUCGUCGUCAUCGUCGUCCGAAUAACAAAUCGUACGUGUUGGUAUUUCGUCGCCGUCGUAUAUAGUUUCGUGUUUUGUUUAUUCUUGCAAGACAUCGACACACGAGCCCAUAACGGCGGUCGUCCGAUACAUCAAACGCCUUUGCGCUUUUCUCUGAUAUUUUCUAAUUUCCGCCAUGCGAAAUCCGCCGCCGAUAGUGUUUUAAUAUUAUUAUUUUUGUUCGCACGCCCGCGAGACGACCGGAAACGAUAUCAUAUAAUAUCAACAUGAUCAGUUCGUUUCAGAACCUGAGCAGCCCGGCCACCGUGGCCGCGUACAACCCGAUGGCGUACAGCCACCACACCGGCCACGGCCAACAGCUUCAUUCCGUGUACGGCGCCGUGGCCGCGGCCGCGCACCACGCAGCCUACAACGCGGGCCAGCAACCGGUGCCUUACCAUCCGGCGGAUUACGGGUCGCCGGUGCCGCCGGUGCCGCCGCCACAGUCGCACAGGUACUACGAAACGCCCAACAGGCAGAUGACCACGCCGGAACCGCCGAACCGCAAGAAACCCGUUCCGCAACAGCCGCCCGUCCAGUUCACCAGAGUCCAAAGCGGAGUGCCCGGCGGUAAGACUUCGUUGCACGCAGUACUAGACUACGACGAGGAAGAAGAUGAAUCAUUAGAUUACUACGAUGAAACGUACAGUCACAGCGGAGUGACGCCAAUUCAGGGUCCUAUAUUUUUAAGAAACGGUUCCGUGCCGGUUGUACCGUUGUACGGUUACCAAAAAGUGAGCAACGGAUCUCUACUGCAGAUACCGGUAUUUUGGACUGCUCUUUCAUUUGCCUUAGGAUAUGAAAUUGGUGGAGAUGUGAUUCGCGGAACUCCGUGUAUUAAACGAAAUCACCAAUUGUUUUGUCCGACAGCAGGAAAAAGUUACCCAGUAGACCGAAUCGACAGAUUUAUUGAUGAAAAUAAGGCACUCAUGAAACGAAUGUAUGGCGAUUUUGAAAUGAUGGAGAACGGGCCGUUCCCCAAGGCAAAAAGAUCAACAGCUCGGAAAAGAAGACAAGACUCUAGUUUUUCGGAUAAUCAAUCGAAACCGAAUAAGCUGCCGACCAGAGGUCAACCUGCAGAUUCUGGAAGGAUAGACUCUUGUGAAUCUAAAGUAGAAGUGGUCACUCCGUAUUGGGCUUCAAACAGCGUGGGUAAGACCAGAGCGAUUGUUAACACGGAACACUUUGAACAAGCUAUUCACCAAGAAGUCUGCACAAAGACGCUGACGGGACGCUGUUCUGGGGACUGUGGAUGCGAACAAAAGUAUAAAUGGCACAGGUUGUUAGCGUACGAUCCUGAUAACGAUUGUAAAGGGAUAUUUAUGGAUUGGUUUUUGUUCCCGUCUUGCUGCGUGUGCCGAUGCGAUUCAACAACCCCGAACAAUGUUUAGCGAAUAUCGUCAUUAUUCGCGCAUGUCAACUUUGUACUUAUUAUUAAAUAUUAUAUACAUAUCACAUAUAAAUAUAUAUUUAUUAUCCUUUAGUAUAACAGUUUAGGAAUAAUACCUACGCUUAUAUUAUAACGUUUCGUAUACAUAUAUUUAUAUAUUAUUAUUCAGUGCCUUUAUUUAAUAUAAUAUGCUUAACUACGUACGUUUGUGAAAUUGUCAUAUAUACGCGUCUACAAGAUAUUUUUGUUUGGUCUUGGAAGUAAUCCUCUUACGAGUAAUAAAUUAUUAAGUUUAAAUGUA
Rhopalosiphum maidis (corn leaf aphid) is the source of this 1800-nucleotide messenger RNA. It is a transcript of the gene spz3, whose product is annotated as protein spaetzle 3. The transcript is spliced from 6 exons. Bases 337 to 1500 code for a protein of 387 amino acids. Gene Ontology annotation, molecular function: growth factor activity; Toll binding. Gene Ontology annotation, cellular component: extracellular region. Gene Ontology annotation, biological process: regulation of Toll signaling pathway; central nervous system formation; innate immune response. The record is from RefSeq and is a predicted model, not a curated record. NCBI's taxonomy places the organism in Eukaryota, Metazoa, Arthropoda, Insecta, Hemiptera, Aphididae.